Diorhabda sublineata is the source of this 7411-nucleotide messenger RNA. RefSeq names its product polycomb group protein Psc-like. NCBI's taxonomy places the organism in Eukaryota, Metazoa, Arthropoda, Insecta, Coleoptera, Chrysomelidae. Gene Ontology annotation, cellular component: PRC1 complex. Bases 381 to 3290 code for a protein of 969 amino acids. Gene Ontology annotation, molecular function: promoter-specific chromatin binding; metal ion binding. Gene Ontology annotation, biological process: negative regulation of transcription by RNA polymerase II. The record is from RefSeq and is a predicted model, not a curated record. The transcript is spliced from 7 exons.
GAAGAAUUUCGAAGUAAAACAAGCUUGGCUAGUAUACGUAAAAGUCUUAACGCGCCAACACGCUGUCGCCUAAACUGUUAUUUCCACCUCAAAAUUGAUAUAUUUUAAAAAUUUAAAACUGGUAUCGUAUUCGUAUAUGUUCAAAGUGUCUACAGUGAAAAUUUCGUAUGAAUACGCGUACGAGAACUUUGUAAAAACGACUCCAAACUUCCAGAAUAUUUAACAUACAAUAUAUAUCUCUAUGUAGGCGAAGCGAUGUUGUCGGAUUGAUACUAUAGCCACGUUGCCGGUAUCGUGGUGGCUUUUAACAAUGUGUUACGGAGCGGCUGUGACAGUUGAAUGCACAAGAUAAAGAUUUCUUCACAAUUAGACUCGUCAUAAUGGCUGAAAUGGAUAAAAAACGUGGUGGAAAAAUUCUCGUUAGAGAUUUGAAUAGCGUCAUUACUUGCAGGCUUUGCGAGGGUUAUUUAAUAGACGCAACAUCUUUAACGGAAUGCGAUCACGUGUUUUGCCGAGCUUGCAUCCUCCGACAUUUUGAUAAUACCAAAACCGGCUGUCCGACUUGCAACACUUUCUACAAGAAAAAAUCACAAACUUGCUUCAGGGCUGAUCCCCAAACUCAAGCUUUGGUAUACAAACUAGUCCCUUCUCUAUUCGCCAAGGAAUCUCAACGAAGAGAAGACUUCUACAGAAGCACCGGCGUCAGGGCGUCGAGUUCCUGCAGCGACGACAGCGUCAUAGAAAGAGAAAGAGACAUGAUGAAUGAUCAGGAGGAGAUUAUCUCGAAAGCGUUCGGUGGUAAAAACCAAUUUCUUAGUCCCGAAGAUCUAAUUUCGUUAUCUUUGGAAUACUACCAGACACAUUUGGACACCACAGAUAUAGAAGAACCCGCGAUAAAUUCCCCGUUUAAUGGUACUAUAUCUAAGACGCAGGUCGUUAACGAUAUUAGUGAUAGUGUAAAUAAAAUUAAAGACAGUGAAAGUUGUAAAAGUGAUAAAGAUUCUAAUAAAAAAGACGAGAAUGAAAACAAUUGUGAUAAAAGAUUUUUACAGUGUCCAGCCGCUGUUUCUAUGAAACAUCUACAGAAAUUCAUAAGGAUGAAAUUCGGACUCACCGGGGACCAUAGAGUGGAUAUUAUAUAUAAGGGAGAAGUUUUGAAGAAGGACUUCAGUUUGAUGGAUGUCGCUUAUACUUUCAACUGGAAAAGGGAAAAACCGAUGAGAUUCUUCUAUAGGAUCUUUACUCCUCUGAAGAUAAGACCCAUAAAGAUAGUUAAUACGACUUUACUAGGAGGCGGUAAACAAUUACAAAUAGUACCUGUUAAAUCAACUUCGGAAACGCAACGUUCACCUGUUCCUAAAGAAGAAAAAGUUGAAAAACUCGAAGUGAAAGCAACUUUAUUAGAAGAAACCGAAGAUCAGAAAAAUCACAAAGAAAGACUCUUCGCUCACUUACAAUUACAAAGUAAAACUCAAGCUGAAAAAGAAAGUAAAAAAGUACCUGAAAAACCUCAACCAAAAGACUGUGUUUUCGAAUACGAAGAACCCGACCAAGAGGAAAUAAAGAGAUUCGCCGAAAUAAGAGAUAGAGAAUGGGCGAAGAAAUUAGACGAAGAAAGACGCAAACAAGAAAAUGAAGAAUACUCGCCGCACCAUUUCAGUAAAAAGAGAAAAAAGAAUAAGCAUUCGAAGAACGAAUUUAAUAGUCAUAAGAAACGUAAAUUACACGCCGAAAUAGCUUCUAAUCAAGAAGAUUUAAAAUUAAAAGUGAAAAUAACAAAUAACGGCCAUAAACAUAAACAUCACAAAAGUUCACAACUUUCCGAAAAAGAAAAAUCAAACACCGAAAUGAGUUCGAAAGAAAAAUUACUCCAAAUGCGACAAGUGAGACAUAAACAUAUUGCCAGUGAAGACAAAAACGUUCAAACAAGUUUAAUACAGAAUAAUGCGGAUAAAGUAGAAGAGAAAGUAGAAGAAGUAAAAAUAAAAGCGUCGGAAGAUAUUAAAAAAUUGAAAAUAAAAGUAACGGAACCUUCAACGAAAGUAACAGAAUCGGCAAUACUUCCGAAACAAACAAGCGAACCUACUAGUACCAGUCCUAAAGUAGGUACUUUCCUAGAAUCCAGUAGUCCUAAAACCGGAUUCACCGUCAAAAAUCCAGCCGAAAAAGAAUGGGGAAAGAAACUACCGACCGUUAAUUUAGAUAAAAACGAACAAACCGAAAAUCAAGCGUUUCUCAAAGCCUUCCACGCUUACGCCGAAAAAUACCACAACGAAAAAAACCAACAAAAUAAAUUGAAAACAGCCAAAAAGUUAAAUAUGGAAAAACAAACACAACAACCAAAGACUGAAAUCAAUAAAAUAACAACAAACAAUAAAUCGUUGAAUCUAAAAUUAGCUAAUUUACAACAGAGAUGCACAAUCGAACCGAAACAACCGGAAAAAAAUAUACUAACUCAUUAUCCACCCGGAUUUACAGUUAGUAAAAUAGAACAAGGGGUGAAAAGAAAACCCGAAGAAAACGAUAACGUAAACGAUAAAAGACCGAGUCUAGAAAUAACACUAAUCAACCCCACCAACAUCCAAAUAACUACACCGAAACCAAUAGAAAAACUACCAAUAAAAAGACCACCGCCUGCAACAAUUCCUUUAGAAAAAAUAAAAAAAUCCGUUAAUCUAAAAUCCGGUAUAAGCAUAAUACCUAAAAUGCCCGACAAUAACGCCCCGUUAGACUUAUCGAAUAAAUCCCCCGAAGCAUCCCCCAGAAAUUCCCCGAAAAUAGAAACCCCUAACGGUCUCACGAUCACAACCAAUCGACAAUUGAACGCUCUAAAUCGACCCGGAGAUAAAAACAACGUCGCGGCUUUAUCCAACCUCCAAAUGUUAUCUAAAGUAGCUACCGAGCAAACGAACCUUAACAACAAACCGCAAACCACCCCAAACAAACCCAGACCCCAAAUGCCCAAUUUACAAACGUUAAAAAUACCCAAUUUACAAAAUUCAGUUCAAAUGAAAACGCCCAAUUUACAAAAAUUACCGAAAUUGAACGAAAUACAAAAAUUUCGACCGACGGGACAGAUCAGAAACGUCAGACCGAAUCAGAAUCAGAAUAUCAGAAACAUACCGAAUCCGAGUCUUCUGAUAAAUCGACAACAGAACCAGAAUAGAAUCGGAAUCAACAACGCGACUGAUACGCCGAAAACGACGACUACUUCGACUAGUUCCAACACCAACAAUUCUGUUAAAACGUUAGACAGUAAAAUGCAAGAAAAAAAAGAAAUAUCCGUGUGAAUAAUCGGCGAUUUGUGAUAAAUUUGGAGAAUAGGAAAAUUGUGAUAGACGCCAAUUUGAAUUUGAAUCUUCGAUCAGUAUUAACGGCGACAUUUCUCGCAUUUCAAAUACCGUUUCGUGCUCGUAAAAAAACUAUAACAAGCCAUUACUCUAUCCGACAUGCGUUUCCAUUUCAGAAUAACCACAGGUCUUACAAUCCCGUUACCAAAUUGGAAAUUCACCAAACACAUAUAUCAAACUUUGCAAUUUCUACUUCCUUCCUUUUUAUCUUCUAUCUUUAGUACACUUCUCCUUCAAUUUAUGUCCUCUAUUCAACCAGUACAGUAUUCAUUCUCUAUAGUUUUAAAUCUGACGUUUUCCAUUUCUCUAUUUAACCUGAAUCUCCUCUUAAUUCCAUCUCCCUCGAUUUGUGCUCUCUUGACACUUCGUUCUCUAUUUACUGUUAUAUUAGGUUCGUUACAUAUUUCUUUCGACCAGCCUCUUCUCUUUCUGAUUCUCUCAUCUUUCAUUUGUACUCCCUUGACGAUUCUCUUUGUAUUAGAUCGAUUCUUAUGCUUCAAUCACCUGAUCCUUUGCACUCUGACUACAUGUGGGAUAUUAGGCUCAUCAUGUAUCCCUUUCAGCCCUUCUUUCGACUUUCCUGUUUUUCCUUGUUACUCCUUCUCCUAUCAUUUGUGCUCUUUUGAAGAUUCUUUUUGUAUUCGAUCGAUCCUUAUGCCCCAAUCACCUGAUCCUUUGCACUCUGACUACUUCGACUUUCCUGUCUUAUCAUUUGUGCUCCCUUCAAGGUUCUCUUUGUUUUCGAUCGAUAUUUAUGCCCAAAUCUCCUAAUUCUUUGCACUCUGUUGGAUAUUAGGCACGUUAUGUAUCCCUUUCAACCCGUCUUUCGACCAGCCUCUUCUCUUCUGAUUCCCCCAUCUUCCAUUUGUACUCCCUUGACGAUUCUCUUUGUAUUAGAUCGAUUUUAUGCCCCAAUCUCCUAAUUCUUUGCACUCUGACUACUUGUGGGAUAUUACGCUCGUCAUGUAUCCCUUUCAGCCCUUCUUUCGACCCCCUCCUUUCCUUAUGACUCCCUCUCCUAUUAUUUGUGCUCCCUUGAAGAUUCUCUUUAUAUUCAAUCGAUUUCUUUAACCUAAUUGGACGGCUUUAGAGUAUAUAAGCUCUCCUAUGGCGAGGUCUUCUUCGGCGACAAGACCCCUUUAUCCGUUUUGUAGAUCAACUGGCCAAUUUCUUUUUGAUCUUCUAAUUUGAUCCUUUAUGGUCUCUCCAUGUGAGUCGUGUGUCUAGAUGCAAACCUAAGUAUUUGGUGUUAGUAGUACUUUGUUCAUAUAAACAGAAGGGCACUGGUCUUUUCUUAGAUUGAAGAUCACUUGAAAGGAUUUCUUUUCGUUUGUAUCGAAAUCCAUUUGCUCAGUCACGUUUGGAAGUCGUUUAAACGUGUCUGCUGGAUUCUAGAAACUGCAACUGGACUUUUGUUGCUUGUAGGGCAUUAUGAUAUUUCUUCCGAAUCUUCUUCAUGAUCCCCCUAAGUAUUUCCUUUUCCCAUACUUCAAUUUUUUCGGGAUUCUUUAUGGUUAGCACUCAGGACUCAUUCCUAUACACAAUUAUUGUUUUUUUGCUCGCGAAAUAUUGAUUAUCUGGAUCUAGUCAUCUUCUUUUCUCAAAUAAUACCAGCACUCAAAGUGUCUUCACCUUAAACAACAAUGAUUUGACUAUAAAUGUCAAAUUUUACUGCACGAACUUCGUAGUCGGCGGUUUUGUCGAAAGGUGGCGGAAUUUAUAAAUGUAGACUAGAUCGUGUGGUUCCAUAAUGACGUCUGUAGCUACCUGACGCGCGUGCGCUAAACGGUUAUUUACCAAGUUUAAGAAAUCUGUAAAUAUGUAACCGGUUUUAUUAUCGAUGUUCCACUUCAGAACUAGGUACCCCUUUUAACUAUGUAUGUUUGUGUGAAAUUUUAUCUUAUGAUCAAGCGAUUUUAGUGUUUAAACUGUGUACUAAUUCAGUUUGUUGACGGCUAAUUUAAUGUCAAUUCUACAAUUUUUAAUCUGUUGUGAUGUCUUAUGAAAAGAAAUAUUUUUUGUUUUAAUCAUAUAUUUAUCAGAAAAAAAGUCGUUGUUCCAUUUAUUUACGAGGUGAGUCGUAAACAACGAUCUUAUAAUUGUUAUGAACCAAAUUUAAUUUAUGCAAACAAUGUCAAUGAGUGGCUGACAUAUGAAUUUAUUUCUUCUUUAAUUGAUCCAAUUGAAAAAUUCUUAAUGAAAAUCAUUUUUUUUCUUACCUAACUAAAUUAAUUUGGUAUAAGACUUCUUUAGAUUGUCUUCAUCAUGUUUUCUUAUUUAAUUUACAAUUUUUCGUAGAAUAACGUUUCUCUUACUUAAAAUGUCAGUAUUUGUUUUCCAGAUAAUUAAAAUUUAUUAGAAUGUUCAAAUUAACGAUUUCUGAUUAUAAUAUAUUCACGUUUCUCAUUAUAAAUAACAUCCCUGAUUUAAUUUCCUUGAAAAUGAUUCAAGUUUAACAAGAAAUACGUUUCUAAUUUUUCAAAUUACACACCUUGUAUAUAAAAAAAGAUCAUAUAUAUACCUAUUGUAGUGCAAAAGCUAUUAUUUUAUAAUCUGAACUCAUAACUUUUUAAAUACCCUGUAGAUUGAAACUUACGAUGAUUUCAAAUGUUCUACGAGCACAAUUUGGUACAUAACUGUUGAUAUAUCUCGUAAAUUGAAAAAAAAAACUAUUCUACGAAUACAAGUUCGUUCAUAACUUUCAGAACACCCUGUAGAUUAAAACAAAUAAUAAGAAAAAAUGUUGUACGAGAAUAAUUUCAUCCAUGACUUUAAAGAAAACCCUGUAUAUUGAGACAAAUGACUAUUUAAAAUGUUCUACGAGUGCAAUUUGGUCCAUAAUUGUCGAAACAACUUGUAAAUUGAAAUAAAUAACAAUUAGAUUAUAUAAUUUGGUCCAUAACUUUUUAAAUACCCCGUAAAUGAUGAUUUCAAAUGUUCUAUGAGUUCAAUAAGAAUGUAAUACAUUCUAAGAGAACAGUUUGGAAUAUAACUUUUGAAAUACCCUGUAGAUUCAAACAACUAAUUAUUUAAAAUGUUCUUUCGGUGUAAUUUGGUCCAUAACUAUCAAUAUAUCUCGUAAGAGAAAAAGAAAAUAUUUAAAACUAAUUACAAAUACAAGUUUGUUCAUAACUGUCAAAAAAACACCCUGUAGAUUGAAACAAAUAAUAAUUUAAUAUGUUUCACCAGUGUAAUUUGGUCCAUAAUUGUCGAUACAUUUCUUAAAUUACAAUAAAUGUGUUAUAUAUGCAAUUUGGUCCAUAACUAUCAAUCGAUGUUUUGAAUUAAACCAAAAAAUAUUUCAAAAUUUCCUAUUGUUUUGUAUUUUGAUUAUUCUUAUUAAGUUUAUCAGUCUGUAUAGUAAGUUCCUUAUUUUUAAAGUGUUUUUUUACUAUUUUAGUAAGCGAUACACUUUGCCUCAAGACUUUGUACUAUUUGAGUUUUUCAAAUUUUAUUAUGGAUUCAGUUUCAUUGUUGUUGUUAUGUUGUUUAUUUUCAAACGUGUACAUAACAAUAUUGUACAUAUUUUAAUGUGUUUUUAAUAUAAUUUUAUUAAAAAGUAGAUUCAAAUUUUAUGUAGAUUCAUAGUGUGGCCAAACAAAAUCCAAAAAUAUCAUUGUGUCAAAAUAUUUACGUAGCCGUGCUUCUGUUAGACCACCCUGUAUUAAAUAUAACCAAAAGAAAAUACACUAAAUAUUAAAAUGUUAUAAAUAAUGAUAUACAGGGUGUACUGUAAUAAAAUGUGUUUUAUGGAACAAUAUAUUUGUAAUGAAAAAAUAUUUUUUUGUCUGUUAUUUUCUCAAUUUUUAAUGGUUGAAUAUUUUCUUUUGAGUUAUCUAGAGCCACGAUGUACGUAACCAAAAUUUGUAUAAAAAAAAUAGAUAUUAUUAGUUAUCCUCACCUCAUUUAUAAUUUGGUAAAAACCAAUUUUUAGAAUAUGGCUACCGUUAGUGGAAAAGUACAAUUUUUACAAACAAAAUUUUUGAAAAUAAAAAUAUAUGAAAUAAAUUUCACUUUCGUGUAGAAUAAUGUAUAUGUAUCUGAAUAUAUUGAUAUUAUCG